GCUCGGAGAACUAACUAGGAACAUCGACGCCGGAGACUGUGGCCACGAGGCGGGCGGGGUGAGAAGUGCCCGUGGCAUGGCUCUGCCCUCGCGUGCGUGGGGUGUUGAACAGCAUGGCACGUUCCGCGUGACGAUUUCUAGCCUGGCUCUCAAUCGAAUAAGCACAGGUUUCAGAGUUCAGCUCUCAGGGUUUCAACUCUCCGAGGAAAACAAGCAAUGUCUGUUUCUCCAAGGAACUGGGUGCAGUGUUUUGACACCUAUUCAAAUGUUUCCUAGCGUGUAAUUUCUGGUCAAAUUGAGGCAAGGCCCCGAAUUUAAUGAGGGGGCGAUGAGUGAGUUGAAUGAGAGUGAGAAGUUUGUAAACAAAGGAGCUGUGAUUUGUAAGUGCAAAAUCGAAGGCGGAGAAAACAGGGAUGAGACAGCAUUUGUAAAUAUGUAUUGACUGAAGUUUUUUUUUUACUACUGAAUCUCUCAACGGAAUCAUGGAAGAGAAACAGCAAAUCAUAUUGGCCAAUCAAGAUGGAGGGACAGUGACAGGAGCACCACCUACCUUCUUUGUCAUCCUAAAACAGCCAGGAAAUGGCAAAACUGAUCAAGGAAUUUUGGUUACAAAUAGAGAUGCCCGUGCUUUGUUGAGUAGGGAGUCAUCACCAGGAAAAUCUAAAGAGAAAAUUUGCCUUCCAGCUGAUUGUACUGUGGGAAAAAUCACUGUUACCCUUGAUAACAAUAGUAUGUGGAAUGAGUUCCAUAAUCGAAGCACAGAGAUGAUUCUGACCAAACAGGGAAGACGCAUGUUUCCUUAUUGUCGCUAUUGGAUAACAGGCUUAGAUUCAAAUUUAAAGUAUAUCCUUGUAAUGGACAUAUCUCCCGUGGAUAGUCAUCGGUAUAAGUGGAAUGGUCGUUGGUGGGAACCCAGUGGCAAGGCUGAACCCCAUAUUUUGGGGAGAGUUUUCAUUCAUCCAGAAUCUCCUUCUACAGGUCAUUAUUGGAUGCAUCAACCAGUAUCUUUCUAUAAACUCAAACUUACCAACAAUACACUGGACCAGGAAGGACAUAUCAUCUUGCACUCUAUGCAUCGUUACCUGCCAAGACUUCAUUUGGUGCCAGCAGAAAAGGCUACAGAAGUGAUACAGUUAAAUGGCCCUGGUGUUCAUACUUUUACUUUCCCCCAGACUGAAUUUUUUGCAGUAACAGCUUAUCAGAACAUUCAGAUUACUCAGUUGAAAAUAGAUUAUAAUCCAUUUGCCAAAGGCUUUCGGGAUGAUGGGUUGAGCAGUAAACCUCAGAGAGAUGGAAAACAGAGAAAUAGCUCUGAUCAAGAAGGGAAUAGUGUUUCUAGUUCUCCUGGUCAUCGUGUUCGUCUUACAGAAGGUGAGGGGUCAGAGAUACAUUCAGGUGAUUUUGAUCCUGUGUUAAGGGGUCAUGAAACAUCAAGUCUUGGUUUAGAGAAGGCUCCCCAUAAUGUAAAACAAGACUUUCUUGGAUUUAUGAAUACUGAUUCGACACAUGAAGUUCCUCAGUUGAAACAUGAGAUUUCUGAAAGUCAUAUUGUGAACAGUUUUGAAGAUGAUUCCCAGAUUUCUUCACCAUUAAACCCGAAUGGAAACUUUAAUGUCGUCAUUAAAGAGGAGCCUCUAGAUGAUUAUGAUUAUGAACUUGGUGAAUGCCCAGAAGGGAUUGCAGUGAAACAAGAAGAGACAGAUGAGGAAACGGAUGUAUAUUCAAACAGCGAUGAUGAUCCUAUACUAGAGAAACAACUAAAGAGGCACAAUAAAGUUGAUAAUUUGGAAGCUGACCAUUCGCCUUAUAAAUGGCUACCAAAUAGCCCAGGUGUUGCUAAAGCUAAAAUGUUUAAAUUAGAUGCUGGGAAAAUGCCAGUAGUUUACCUGGAGCCCUGUGCUGUCACAAAAAGCACAGUGAAAAUUUCUGAAUUACCUGAUAAUAUGCUUUCCACAUCUCGAAAAGAUAAAUCUAUGUUGGCAGAAUUAGAAUAUUUGCCUGCAUAUAUUGAAAAUUCUGAUGGGACUGGCUUUUGCUUAAGCAAGGAUUCAGAAAAUAGUCUCAGAAAACAUUCAUCAGAUCUCAGAAUUGUACAAAAAUAUACUUUACUUAAAGAGCCUAAUUGGAAAUACCCUGACAUAUUUGACAACUGUAAUGCGGAAAGAAUACAUGACAGUUCAAAAGGAUCAACUGGAGACUCAUUUUCAGGAAAAGAGGACCUAGGCAAAAAGCGAACAACGAUGCUUAAAAUGGCAGUACCCUCAAAGACUGUGACUGCUAGUCAGAGGGCCUCUCCAAACACUCCAGGGAAAAGAGGGAGGCCCAGGAAGUUGAGGCUCUCUAAGGCAGGGCGACCACCUAAAAACACAGGGAAAUCUUUAACUGCAUCAAAGAACAUUCCUGUAGGCCCUGGAAGUGCCUUUCCUGACGUGAAGCCUGACCUGGAAGAUGUGGAUGGUGUGCUCUUUGUUUCCUUUGAAUCAAAGGAGGCUCUUGAUAUUCAUGCAGUUGAUGGGACAACAGAAGAACCUUCUAGUCUUCAGACCACAACAACAAAUGAUCCAGGUUGCAGAACAAGAAUUUUCCAGUUGGAAAAGGAAUUAAUAGAAGAUUUGAAGUCUUUGAGGCAUAAGCAGGUGAUACAUCCUGCUCUUCAAGAAGUGGGCUUAAAACUGAAUUCGGUGGAUCCAACAAUGAGCAUUGAUCUUAAAUACUUGGGAGUACAAUUGCCUUUGACUCCAGCCACCAGCUUUCCCCUAUGGAAUGUUACAGGAGGAACCAACCCUGCCUCACCUGAUGCUGGAUUUCCUUUUGUUUCUAGGACAGGGAAGACCAACGACUUUACCAAGAUCAAGGGAUGGAGAGGAAAAUUUCAGAAUGCUUCUGCAUCUAGGAAUGAAGGUGGAAAUUCAGAGUCUUCACUGAAAAACCGUUCUGCUUUCUGUAGUGAUAAGCUAGAUGAGUACUUGGAAAAUGAAGGCAAAUUGAUGGAAACAAGCAUGGGUUUCUCUUCAAAUGCUCCCACAUCUCCAGUAGUGUACCAGCUACCCACCAAGAGUACCAGCUAUGUUCGAACUCUUGAUAGUGUACUAAAGAAGCAAUCUACCAUUUCCCCUUCUACCUCUCACUCUGGGAAGCCUCGUUCUGUAACCACUGCUUCUCGAAAAACAAAGGCUCAGAACAAACAGACAACACUCAGUGGCCGAACUAAAUCAUCUUAUAAGUCUAUUUUACCAUACCCUGUCUCACCAAAGCAGAAAAACUCUAAUGUGAGCCCCGGAGAUAAAAUUACCAAGAAUUCCUUAAGUUUGACUUCAGAUAAUCAGGUGACUAACUUGGUUGUGCCAUCUGUAGAUGAAAGUGCAUUUCCAAAGCAGAUUAGUUUGCGGCAGGCCCAGCAGCAGCACCUUCAGCAGCAAGGAACUCGCCCUCCAGGCUUGUCGAAAUCUCAAGUAAAGCUUAUGGACCUGGAAGACUGUGCGCUCUGGGAAGGAAAACCAAGGACCUAUAUUACUGAAGAGCGAGCAGAUGUCUCCUUGACAACUCUGCUUACUGCUCAAGCAUCUCUCAAAACUAAACCUAUCCACACAAUCAUAAGGAAACGAGCUCCGCCAUGCAACAAUGACUUCUGUCGCCUGGGCUGUGUGUGUUCCAGUCUAGCUUUGGAGAAGCGCCAGCCUGCUCACUGCCGCCGACCAGACUGCAUGUUUGGUUGCACUUGUUUGAAAAGAAAAGUUGUGUUGGUUAAAGGGGGAUCUAAAACAAAGCAUUUCCAUAAGAAGGCUGCUAAUCGAGAGCCAUUAUUUUAUGAUACACUGGGAGAGGAAGGAAGGGAAGGAGGAGGAGUCAGAGAAGAUGAGGAACAAUUGAAGGAGAAAAAGAAGAGAAAGAAGCUUGAAUACACUGUAUGUGAAGCAGAACCUGAGCAGCCUGUUCGACAUUACCCACUGUGGGUGAAAGUAGAAGGUGAAGUAGAUCCAGAGCCGGUUUAUAUACCAACCCCUUCUGUCAUUGAACCUAUAAAACCAUUGGUGUUGCCUCAGCCGGAUGUAUCUUCUACUACCAUGAAGGGCAAACUAACCCCUGGAAUUAAACCAGCACGAGCAUAUACUCCCAAACCCAAUCCUGUGAUACGAGAAGAGGACAAAGAUCCAGUCUAUUUGUACUUUGAAAGUAUGAUGACUUGUGCCCGAGUUCGAGUGUAUGAACGAAAGAAAGAGGAACAGAAACUGUCUCCACCCCUGUCUCCAUCCUCAUCAUUUCAGCCGCAGAGUUCCUGUUACUCUAGUCCUGACAACCAUGUUACAAAGGAACUUGAUUCUGAACAGACUUUAAAGCAACUCAUUUGUGACUUGGAGGAUGAUUCUGAUAAAUCACAAGAAAAGAGCUGGAAAUCCUCCUGUAAUGAAGGAGAGUCCUCGUCUACCUCUUAUGUACAUCAGAGGUCACCUGGUGGUCCCACCAAAUUGAUAGAGAUCAUCUCAGACUGCAACUGGGAAGAAGAUCGAAACAAGAUCUUGAGCAUUUUGUCUCAGCACAUCAAUAGCAACAUGCCACAGUCACUUAAGGUGGGCAGCUUCAUCAUUGAGUUGGCUUCUCAGCGGAAGUGUCGGGGUGAGAAGACCCCUCCUGUUUAUUCUUCUCGUGUGAAAAUCUCUAUGCCAUCAAGUCAAGACCAAGAUGAUAUGGCUGAGAAAUCUGGAUCAGAGACUCCUGAUGGUCCAUUGUCCCCUGGGAAAAUGGAUGAUAUCUCUCCUGUGCAGACAGAUGCCCUGGAUUCAGUGAGGGAGAGAUUACAUGGAGGCAAAGGUUUGCCUUUUUAUGCAGGGCUUUCUCCUUCGGGGAAGCUUGUGGCCUAUAAACGUAAACCCAGUUCAACUACAUCUGGGCUUAUCCAGGUUAAUGGUAAGAGUUACCCGCAGGCUAAGUUGCUAUUGGGACAGAUGGGGGCAUUGCAUCCAGCCAAUAGGCUAGCUGCUUAUAUCACAGGCAGGUUGCGACCCUCAGUCCUGGACCUCUCAACCCUCAGUACUGUCAUCUCCAAGGUAGCAUCCAAUGCCAAGGUGGCUGCAUCCAGGAAACCACGCACCCUGUUGCCUUCAACAUCCAAUUCCAAAAUGGCAUCCUCUGGCUCAACAACAAAUCGUGCUGGGAAGAAUCCGAAGGCAUUUGUUCCAGCAAAAAGGCCAAUUGCAGCGCGGCCCUCUCCUGGUGGUGUGUUCACACAGUUUGUGAUGAGCAAAGUUGGUGCCUUACAGCAGAAGAUACCUGGAGUUCGCACACCUCAACCCCUUACAGGGCCACAGAAGUUCAGUAUCAGGCCUUCUCCAGUAAUGGUCGUCACACCUGUGGUUUCUUCUGAGCAAGUUCAGGUGUGCAGCACUGCAACUGCUGCUGCCACUACUUCCCCUCAAAUGUUUCUAGAAAAUGUUACUGCUGUGCCAUCUCUGACUGCUAAUUCUGAUAUGGGAGCUAAAGAAGCUACUUAUUCUUCUAGUGCCUCCACUGCUGGGGUUGUUGAGAUUUCUGAAAGUAAUAACACUACCCCUGUAACAUCUACCCAGUCUACAGCCACUGUGAACCUUACCAAAACUACUGGGAUAACUACUAGCCCCGUGGCUUCAGUUUCGUUUCCUAAACCAUUGGUAGCAUCUCCAACCAUAACUCUUCCUGUUGCUUCCACUGCCUCCACCUCCAUAGUUGUGGUGACUACAGCUUCAUCUUCCUCCGUGGUGACCACACCUACUUCAUCAUUGAGUUCUGUACCUAUUAUACUCUCAGGAAUUAAUGGAAGUCCACCAGUGAGCCAGAGACCAGAAAAUUCCCCUCAAAUUCCAGUGACUACUGCACAGAUCUCUCCUAACAACGUGAAACGUACUGGACCUCGAUUGUUGUUGAUUCCAGUGCAACAGGGUUCGCCUACGCUUAGACCAAUCCAAAACCCACAGCUUCAGGGACAGCGGAUGGUCUUGCAACCUGUAAGGGGUCCAAGUGGAAUGAACCUAUUCAGGCAUCCCAAUGGACAGAUUGUCCAACUCCUACCUUUACAUCAGAUUCGAGGCUCUAAUACCCAGCCCAGCUUACAGCCUGUGGUAUUUCGGAACCCAGGAUCUCUGGUGGGAAUCCGACUACCAGCUCCUUGCAAAUCUUCAGAGACUCCAUCAUCUUCUGCUUCAUCCUCUGCCUUCUCUGUCAUGAGUCCUGUAAUUCAGGCUGUUGGGUCUUCUCCAACAGUAAAUGUCAUUUCUCAGGCACCUUCAUUGCUUUCCUCUGGAUCUAGUUUUGUCUCUCAGGCUGGUACACUGACUCUGAGGAUUUCUCCUCCUGAAACUCAAAAUCUGGCAAGUAAAACAGGCUCUGAAAGCAAAAUAACACCCAGCACUGGAGGGCAGCCUGUGGGCACUGCUAGCCUCAUUCCUCUGCAGUCAGGUAGCUUUGCCUUGUUGCAGCUCCCAGGACAAAAACCUGUCCCUAGCUCUGUUCUUCAGCAUGUUGCUUCCCUUCAAAUAAAAAAGGAAUCUCAGAGUAUAGACCACAAAGAUGAAACAAACUCUAUCAAAAGAGAGGAGGAAACUAAGAAAGCUCUACCAUCAAAAGAUGAAACUGUAGACCCUGAGGCUAACAUAAUGAAGCAAAACUCAGGAAUUGUUGCCUCAGAAGAUACCUUGAAUAAUUCAUUGGAUGGUGGGGGUGAUCUCUUGGAUGAAGAAACCCUGAGGGAAGAUGCCAGACCUUAUGAAUACUCUUACAGCAAUGGGUCUCAUACAGAUGAAGACAAAGAUGGUGAUGAGGAAUCUGGGAACAAGAAUCAUAAUAGUACAAAAGAAAAACAGACUGUUCCAGAAGUUACCGCUGCCUCUGAAAAUAAUGACAUUAUAACACUCCAAAAUGUCAGAAAAGUACGACCUCAAAGGUGUGUUGAGGUGAAGGUUGAACAGCAGCAGGGAUUAGACAAUCCAGAGAACCCAGAUGAUUUUCUAGUCCUCUCUAAGGAGGAAAGUAAAUUUGAAUUAUCAGGGAGCCAAGUUAAGGAACAGCAAUCUAACUCACAGGCAGAGGCCAACAAGGAUUGUGAAGACUCUCUGGGAAAGGACAAAUUUAGAGAGAGAUGGAAAAAACACCUAAAGGUCCCCUUAACUCAGAAGUACACUGGAAUUUCACAGAACUUUAAGAAAGAGGCAAACAUUCAGUUCCUUACAGAAAUGAAGCCGGGUCGAGAAAAUUCUGAGCAGGAUCUCUCGGAAUUACUUACAAAAAGUGGAACUAUUGAGAGUGGUGGAGUUUUAAAAACUGAAGAUGGUUCUUGGAGUGGCAUUUCUAGUUCUGCAGCCUUCUCAAUUAUUCCUAGGAGAGCUACAAAAGGAAGAAGAGGGAGCAGAUGUUUUCAGGGUCAUUUACUGCUCCCUGGAGAACAGAUGAAACCAAAGCAACAGACAAAGGGUGGGAAAAGCAGUGCUGACUUCACAAUUUUGGAUCUGGAAGAUGAGGAUGAGGAAGAUGAGAAUGAGAAAACCGAUGACUCUCUUGAUGAGAUUGUGGAUGUUGUCUCUGGCUACCAGAGUGAGGAGGUUGAUGUAGAAAAGAAUAACUAUGUAGACUAUAUUGAGGAUGAUGAGCAGGUGGAUGUUGAGACAAUAGAAGAGCUCUCAGAGGAAAUUAACUUUACCUACAAGAAGACUACAGCAACUCACACACAGUGCUUCAAACAGCAGUGUCAUAGCCAUAUCUCUGCAGAUGAAAAAGCUUCUGAAAAGAGUCAAAAGGUUUCAUUAAUUUCUUCAAAAUUGAAAGAUGAUUGCUGGAGUGAUAAACCACACAAAGAAACAGAAGCUUUUGCAUAUUACCGGCGGACACACACUGCCAAUGAGCGGCGGCGGCGUGGUGAAAUGAGGGAGCUUUUUGAAAAAUUGAAGAUUACAUUAGGAUUACUUCAUUCUUCCAAAGUUUCCAAAAGUCUCAUUCUUAAUCGGGCAUUCAGUGAAAUUCAAGGACUAACAGACCAGGCAGAUAAAUUGAUAGGGCAGAAAAAUCUCCUGAGUCGAAAACGAAGUAUUUUAAUACGGAAGGUAUCGUCUCUUUCAGGGAAGACAGAAGAAGUGGUCCUGAAGAAACUAGAGUAUAUUUAUGCAAAACAACAAGCACUAGAGGCACAAAAACGAAAAAAGAAGAUGGGAUCAGAUGAAUUUGGUAUGUCUCCUAGAAUUGGCACACAGCUGGAGGGAUCUUCUUCAUUGUCUGUAGAUCUCGGACAGAUGCUCAUGAGUAACAGAAGGGGGAAACCUUUGAUUCUUUCCAGAAAAAGAGACCAGGCUACAGAAAAUGCUUCGCCUUCUGACACUCCACACUCCUCUGCCAACCUGGUGAUGACUCCACAAGGGCAGUUACUUACCCUAAAAGGCCCCUUAUUCUCAGGACCGGUGGUAGCAGUUUCUCCUGCUCUCUUAGAAGGUGGUCUGAAACCUCAAGUUGCAAGCAGUACUGUGGCUCAAUCAGAGAACGAUGACUUAUUUAUGAUGCCACGAAUUGUCAAUGUGACAUCAUUGGCUGCAGAGGAAGAUUUGGGAGGUAUGAGUGGCAACAAAUACAUUCAUGAAGUUCCUGAUGGCAAGCCACUUGACCACCUGAGAGACAUUGUUGGGGGUGACACUAGCUCCUUAAAAGAUACAGAGAGGAUCUCUUCCAGAGGAAACCAUCGAGACAGCAGAAUGGCACUGGGUCCAACACAAGUGUUUUUGGCAAAUAAAGAUUCUGGGUUUCCACAUGUAGCCGAUGUUUCCACUAUGCAGACAGCACAGGAGUUUAUACCUAAAAAAAUAUCUGGUGAUCUGAGAGGGCAUCGGUAUAAAUGGAAGGAGUGUGAGUUGAGAGGAGAGAGACUAAAGUCAAAGGAGUCUCAAUUUCAUAAAUUAAAGAUGAAGGAUCUCAAGGACUCCAGCAUAGAGAUGGAGCUGAGGGAAGUAGCCUCAGCUAUUGAGGAAGCAGCCCUCGAUCCCAGCGAGCUGCUGACUAACACAGAAGAUGAGGAUGACACUGACGAGACGCUGACUUCACUACUCAAUGAAAUUGCUUUUCUUAAUCAGCAACUAAAUGAUGACUCUGGCCUGGCUGAACUGUCUGGUUCUAUGGAUACAGAAUUCCCAGGGGACGCUCAGAGAGCUUUUAUCAGUAAACUUGCUCCUGGGAACAGAUCAGCUUUCCAGGUUGGACAUUUGGGGACAGGGGUGAAAGAGUUGCCUGAUGUCCAAGAGGAGAGUGAAUCCAUCAGUCCUCUCCUCUUACACUUGGAAGAUGAUGAUUUUUCUGAGAAUGAAAAACAGCUUGGGGACACAGCCUCUGAGCCAGAUGUCCUUAAGAUUGUUAUUGACUCUGAGAUAAAGGAUUCUCUUGUUUCCCAUAGGAAAUCUAGUGAUGGAGGGCAGAAUACUUCUGGUCUCCAUGCAGAGCCUGAAAGCGUAUCUUCUCCUCCCAUCUUACACAUGAAGACUAGCCCGGAGAACAGCAACACAGAUACUUUGUGGAGGCCCAUGCCAAAGUUGGCCCCUUUAGGUUUAAAAGUAGCUCAUCCCCCCAGUGAUGUCGACGGUCAGAGUCUCAAGGUGAUGCCUGCCUUGGCACCUAUAGCUUCCAAAGUUGGGUCAGUUGGACACAAAAUGAACUUAACAGGAAGUGACCAGGAAGGUCGGGGGAGCAAGGUCAUGCCUACAUUGGCACCUGUUGGACCUAAAUUGGGCAACUCUGGGGUUCCAUCAAGUUCAUCAGGGAAAUGAACUUGUUCGUCCUCAUGCAAAAGCCAGGCAAUGAGGGGAAAUUGAAUUCCACCUCCUUUCUCUGUAGUGGGCAUCUGUGUGUUUGUAUUAUGGAACUAUUAUCUUUGACUUAAUUAUGUGUGAAUAUUAAUGGAGAAAGGGGGUGUAGGGUGCUGGUACUGGUGUUUGAAAUUCUGAUCAUGUUAAAAAUGUGUUACCUCACUUGUGGUGCUGGGUCCCCUCAUCUUCUCUAAGAAGGUGUGAUUCCCUCUUGCCCAAGGAAUUCAUAACAAGAUUCUGGCUCCAUCAACUACCUUAUUUUUUCCCCUGAGAAAAUGCUUGAGACUUGGAAUUACUAUGGACUAAACAAACUAUAAGUGAUAGUUGUUGGCUCUGAAAUCUGAGAAUUAUGAUACAGUUGUGUGAAGGGAUCUAGAAAGAACUUUAAGUCAUUAUUUCAAUAGUAGGGUGUGGUAGGACUGGGCAUGGUACUUGUAAUUCCAGUACUUAGAAGCAGAAGGAGUGCAAGUUUGUGUCUACCCUGGGCUAUCAAGGACACACACACACACAAUUGGGGUGGGGGAGAGAAUGCUAUGGUAGAUAGGAGGAAUCUAAGGAAUACCAAAGUGAAGGGAUUUUGUUGUUAAGCAGAGUGUUGUUUCAUAUCCAGAAUAGCUGUUCCCUUACCCUUUCAGUCAUAAUUAAAAACUUUAGCUUUCUGGUAAAGUAGAAAUAUACUUUUUACUUUUACUAAUAACAUACUUAUUUUCAGAGACUUAAAAAAGAGAUAAUUCUUUAUUUCUUUUGGGAUAUUACAAAGAUUCAUUCAUAAUACCAGGGAUUUCUACUCAUUAUUUGUUUUUUGAAAAUAGACAUAGGGGGCAGCCCUUCCCUUUCCCAAAUCAUGUCACUCAAGAAACAGCUAAAAUGAAAAGCAGUUUCUCCCUUAACCAGAGACCGUAGCCAAAAUAAUUUAUGGGGCUGGAUAUUUCCCAAAUGAAACCAGCCUCUAGGUGCUUGAAGGUUUUGUUCACUGUCACCUGCACAGGGUGUAAAGAAAAGGCGAGUCAGAGUGAGCAAUUUUGACCAGGGAAGUAAGGCAGUAUUUGAGUCACAAAAUAUAUUUUUUAUCUGCUAUCAUGGCAUCAAUGGUCUGUAGAGCUUUUUCACUCAUUAACUGUCAGGGUAUGAAGGACUGACAACCUGUAAAGAUGAAGAUAUUUAUAUUUUUGUAUAGUUGUUUUCAUAGAUUUCUCAAAGGAUGAAGUUUUCGACCUAGAAGAGAUUUGUAUUGAGUAUAGAAAUGUUUCCUAUCUAGUUUGUAAAUAAUCAUGGUGCAUUUGAGGGGUCUCUUGGAAACUCCUGAGGCAAGAAUCACUGUUCUGAAAAUGUAUAGACUGAGAUUUAGCUGCUGCAUUUUGCCUUUCUUAAAUAAUUAUAUUUUGGAAUGUAACCUGUUCUGUCUUCAAUGACAGGAUUUGCUUGUGUUGUAAAAACACAUUAACACAAGUGCUUCCGGUGCCUGGGCUGUGCCUGGGUGAUUGUAUUUCUUUUACACUACUGCGUCGUUAUCCUAAAUCCCACUCUGUAUCUUCUGACCUAGGUUGUGAGACCAACUUUGGAAUGAAUCUAGCCAGUGAAUUACUUCCAUGUUUGAUUCCCUUUUUAGAUUAACUCUGAUAAUCAUUAGAUUGAAAUGAUGAAAAACUGACACUGAAAAAUGCAGUGGUAGUAAAUCCUGCAUUGGUUUUGUGCUGCAUGCCCUAGGUAGGUCAUCAGCACUUAACCCUUGCUGUUUACUACAAAAGCCUGAUGUAGUAAAAGCAGUAUUCCGCAGCUUCUCCUUCAUCCUUUCUGCCCUUUACCCAGCUGACCUUAUCCAAUGCCUUAGCCAAGGAGUGCAGCACCUGUCGCCCUCGCUAACAGCUGUCCUCAGAGACAGGGCUAGUUCUUCAGCCCAGGUAGAGCAGUUCACAGUGGUUUUAUUGCCUGUUUCUUUCCCGUGUUUCCUUCUGGCUUCCUGGAGCCCAUUUGGGUUUUGAGAGUCAGACAAGAAACAAGACAAGGGAGUGAAUAAUCCUCAGGAAAAGAAGGACCAUUGUAGCUUCUAAAUACUUUUUUCUCCUUUUUUCUUUUUCUUUCUUUUCUUUUUUUAUUUGAAAAAAGCAUAGACAAAACAGGUCAGGGUUUAUUCUUAAUUGGAAGAUACUUGCCUGUGUUUAUGAAAGAUGUACAAAGAUAGAGAUGAGAUUUGGUUCCAAGUGUUCAGGGAAAGCUGCAGAUGUCAUUGCAAACUCCCAAGAUACAUUGUUCUUAAGACAGAUUUAGGAGCUAUCAGGUCUAUUUUGAGGAGGGUUUAGUCUUUAGAACAAUCUUGUAGUCUUGACAGAAAUCCAAAAUCUCCCUAAACUCCUACCCUUUAACCUUACAUUAGGAGAAACUGAUCUAUUAAAAUUACAUGUAUGAUUAUGAAAAGUGAAUUUAAGUAAGAACAUUGGAGGAACCUGGAAAAAAGCUCCCACCCUAACUAAGAAGCAUGAUCUCAGUAGACCAAUAACUCGCCUUUUUUUAUACACCUGUAAAUAAAUGGAAUGUUUUUAAGAAUAUAAUUAUGUCAGAUUUAGCAUUUUCUUUUAUAUAUUAAAUAUAUAUCUUUCA
Apodemus sylvaticus (European woodmouse) is the source of this 12404-nucleotide messenger RNA. RefSeq names its product MAX dimerization protein MGA (gene Mga). The coding region runs from base 483 to 9767 and encodes 3094 amino acids. The transcript is spliced from 24 exons. Lineage: Eukaryota; Metazoa; Chordata; Mammalia; Rodentia; Muridae. Gene Ontology annotation, cellular component: nucleus; MLL1 complex. Gene Ontology annotation, molecular function: protein dimerization activity; RNA polymerase II cis-regulatory region sequence-specific DNA binding; DNA-binding transcription factor activity, RNA polymerase II-specific. The record is from RefSeq and is a predicted model, not a curated record. Gene Ontology annotation, biological process: cell fate specification; regulation of transcription by RNA polymerase II; positive regulation of DNA-templated transcription.